Molecule: messenger RNA, 3736 nt
Organism: Polypterus senegalus (gray bichir)
Lineage: Eukaryota; Metazoa; Chordata; Cladistia; Polypteriformes; Polypteridae
Gene: slc2a11a
Product: solute carrier family 2 member 11a
Exons: 12
Coding region: 348-1868 (506 amino acids)
Biological process (GO): monosaccharide transmembrane transport
Cellular component (GO): membrane
Molecular function (GO): hexose transmembrane transporter activity
Source: RefSeq, a predicted model, not a curated record
GAUCUUUAUGAGCUGGUUUGAAAUACCUUGAUACAUACUCGAGCACGCUUACACAUCCACUUGCUCCGACUAGCGCGCAGAGGUGGCGCUGCUCUCUCGUGCAUUACUGCUGCGGCGUCCAAUUUCAGUGCCAAGGACAUCGAAAGCAGGCAUAGAUACACUCAGUGGAGGCCGAAUGGAAAAUGGAUAUUCGCAUUCCAGAAAUAUAAAGCCGCGACUAUUUAUGAAUACAGUGCCGGUCCAAAGACGUGCGUCAUAUUCGUACCCCAAGUUCCAAAGAUGCAAUGAGGUCUCUUUUUAUAAGUGGUGUACACAGAUAUGGAGAGCUUCGCACGUUCUAAAGCACGAUGGAAGACAUUGAAGAUAACUGGACGGACAACGUACCGAAUUCAGAGUUUCAAGGUAAAAUCCUCAUCUUUAUCAUCUUUGCUGCAGGAAUUGGUGGGACAUUCCAGUAUGGCUACAGCCUUUCGACUAUCAAUGCACCAACCACUUAUAUUCAGACAUUUAUUAAUGAAACGUGGCUUGAGCGCUGGGGCACUCCACUGGAAAGCCCCUUGAUUCUGAUGAUUUGGUCCUUCAUUGUGUCAAUAUAUUCCUUGGGAGGUCUCUUAGGCGCACUGAUUGCUGGGCCAAUGGCAGUUCAGUUUGGAAGGAAAAAAUCACUCCUAGUCAACAACGUGUUUAUAAUCAUUUCAGCUUCACUGGUGAUUAUGAGCAAGGAAGCACAAUCAUUUGAAAUGAUCAUGAUUUCCAGACUCUUUGGUGGAAUCAAUGCAGGUGUUGGUAUGAAUAUUCAGCCCAUGUAUCUGGGUGAAAGUGCACCAAUGAAGCUGCGUGGUGCUGCAGCUUUGUCAUCUGCUCCAUUUGCUGCUUUAGGCAUCUUGUUAGGACAGAUCAUUGGGCUUAGGGAGAUCCUAGGAAGUGAAGCCUGUUGGCCUUUCCUGCUUUCUAGUAAUGUAAUUCCAGCCUUGCUUCAGCUUGCCACAUUGCCUUGGCUACCUGAAAGUCCUCGUUACCUUCUCAUUGACAAAGGUGACAAACAUUCAUGCAGAAAAGCCCUACAGAUGCUGAGAGGUACAAAUGACAUAGACAAGGAGAUGGAAGAGAUGCAACAAGAGCAGGCUGCUAUUACAGUUGAGCGGGCUAUGAGGCCAUGGGAGCUGUUCAGAGACCGCACCGUUCGCUAUCAGCUCAUUACAGUGAUUGUGAUCAGCAGUGCCAUGCAGCUCUGUGGCAAUGAUUCUAUGUACUUCUAUGCAUCCUAUGUAUUCCAGAAAGCAGGAAUACCCAGCGACAAGAUUCAGUAUUACAUCUUGAUUACUGGAGGCUGUGAGCUCUUCAUGGCAGUCACCGCGAACUUGUUUAUUGAGAGACUUGGACGUCGUCUGCUGAUGCUUUUAGGAUAUAUUAUGAUGACAGUAUGGGCAGUUAUUUUUACAGUUGCUCUCUCACUCCAGGACAAAGUCAGUUGGAUGCCAUAUAUGAGUAUGGUGUGUAUUUUUGCCUACAUUUUAAGUUUUGGGAUUGGACCAGCUGGAGUAACAGGACUCUUACCUACAGAGAUUUUUGAUCAGGCAGCUCGACCUGCAGCAUAUAUGAUUAGUGGCUCCCUGAUUUGGUCAAUGCUUUUUGUAAUUGGAAUGGGUUUCCCUUUUAUUGUGGGUGGCCUGGGAGUAUUCUGCUACAUUCCGUUUGGCAUUGUGUGCAUUCUGGCUGCUGUUUUUGUUGCCUUUUUCCUACCUGAGACAAAGGGCAAGUCUCUAUUGGAGAUAUCCCAAGAGUAUAAUGAACUCAAUUUUAAAGGAAAGAAAUCUCAAAACACUCACUAUCAGCUGGGUGAGAUGUCCAUCUCUACCAAGUUAUAGUUUGCUCCUCAGAAUUUUAUACUCCAGGUGUAUCAGGAGUAUAUAUGCACUAUAUAUCAUUAGCUACAUUUUUGAUCAUAAUCUCAAAAGAUUUUUCAGGUUUUCCAAUGGAUCUUUUUUUCUUAAAUAUUAAAAUCCAACAUAGAGACAGAAUGUAUAACCAAAUGGACAUAGUAGUAGGUUUCUAUAUCCAAGUAUAGAUGCACAUGUUGUAUAUAAAAACAAAAAAUUAUGGUACCGUUUAAGCAAGAAUGACUGUAUUUAUUUAAUCCUUACCUCCAUGAUACACACUUUGUACACUCUUUUGCAUUGAAGGAUUUCAGUUCCUAAACUGAACUGCUCCCUGCCCCUAGUAGUUAAGAUUAUGAACAUUUGGUGUAAAUCAACGUAUAACAGAACUCUGUUUUUUAAGUUUUACUAAUGCUCAAUAUAUGCCCCAUUUUGCCAUGCAACACAUAUCCAUUUUGAUUCAUCCCAUAUCCUUUGUAUUAUGUAGUUGAUGGCUGACGUGGCAAACAUUAUGUUUCUUCAGUUCCUCAAGGGCCAAAAUAUAGAAGAAAAAUGAAGGGUAACUCAAAAACAUGGUGCAUACUACAUGUUCAUAUGAUACUUGGUUACUAAAUAAUAACGCGUUUGAAAGUUUUCUUCUCUUUUUAAAUACUCCUGUAUUUUAUAACUUUUAUUAUUUUACUGAGAAAAGUAAAAUGGCCAGAUGACCCUCAUAGUCUGGUCAGGCUCAGUCUAAAGAAGGUAAAUGGAACUGAAAUGUGUGCUCUCAGCCCAUAAAGCAAAAAGUGAAGGCAGCGUGACAGGCAAGAGAAGAGCAGAUGAAAUGGUUGCUGUGGAAUAAAAGCAAUAACAGGGAGAGUUAGUUGAUGAGAUAAUUGAUCUGCUGCAUUUGUAGUGAAAAUUUAGCCUGUCCACACGCUGAACAUUUUUGUUAAUUCUGCUGGUAUUUGUUUGUUAACAAUCUUUUGCUGGCUGGGAAAUACAAUCUAAUGGAGAGAAGCAGGUGCAUAAAAUAAAAAUCAGUGAACUGAAAUGGAGACACAAAUAUGCUUUAACAAAACUGUAAACUGUUUAUGAAACUAGGCCAUUUCCCAUGUAUGAAUUGUUAAAAAAUAUUUAUCAGGAUUAGUUAGAAUGAAUUUUAUAUCAUACUUUUUCGGAAUUACCACCAGCUCCAAAAUUGCACUUUAUGUGAAAGGUUACAUGGAGGGCUUAUUCAGGACCUCAUUUGCUAACCUGGGUUGUACAUGUACACAUCUGAAUGAUGCUUUCAUAUUAAACACUUGACCAAACUGCGCCUAAGCACAGCACUUUGCACUUGAUUGACUCUAUACCUCCGUUCAUGUGGUCUGAGCAUGUUCUGGGUCUUUGUCAUGGCAUUGCAUGCUGAGAAAAUAUUUACUGUGAAACUUAAAGUAAACAACCAGAUGUCUCUUGGCGGCUAAAAUAAAAUAUAUAGGCAUUUUUGCACUGCAUGGACUACUGAGAAAUUAAAAUAGGUCAUUAAAACAUUAUAUUAAAUGUGAAUUGUGUUAAAGUAAAGCAGUCAGACAUGUUUUAGAAACAGCUGUAAUAUUCAAAGGCUGAGUUGCAAUCUACUGUAUGUUAGUAGCCUUAUACGGCUUUUUAUAAGAAAAAUACAUUUGUAAGAUCAAUAGAAUGUUUUGUUUAAUAUAUUGUGUAUUCAAUAUGAUUUACUAGCAGAGAGCUCCUCAAACAAUUCUUGUUUGGCAUAAGGCACUUUGAAUGCAUUUACUUUUGUACAUUAUAAAGUUGCACUGUAUACUGUAGUUUUAUUGUUUAAAUUAUAAUCUGCAAAAUAUGCAGUUCAAACAAUAAAUAUGCUACAUAUUUUUGGA